AUGGCAAAGGCUCCUCAGCAAAGCAGCUUCUUUGCUGGGCUGAGCCUGCAGCACACAGUGACCCCGUGUCAUCUUCGGGGUAUCAGCCUGACCACGGCACGGGAACGUGGCCAGCUCGUCUUCUUUGAAGGACUCAAGGCAGCGGUGGAUGUCAUCUUCCGGACUCCGCGGGAAGAGCCACAGCCCCUGCAGUUUCUCAGGGAGGCCACCGCUGGGAGCCUGCUGCCACUGUAUGAGUUUGUGCAGAAGUCACUGAAGCCGGAGGCCAACGAAGACACUUUGUGGAGGUGGCCAGUGCUGCUGGUGGAUGACCUGAGUGUGCUGCUGAGUCUGGGCGUGGGGGCCGUAUCCGUGCUGGACUUUGUCCACUACUGCAGAGCCACUGUGUGCUGGAAGCUGAAGGGAAACGUCGUGGCCCUUGUGCAUGACCGUGGUGAUGCUGAGGAUGAGGAGAACGCCCUCCUGCUGAACGGCCUCUGUCACCAGAGCCACCUGGUCCUGCGAGCCGAGGGCCUGGCCACUGGCUUCUGCAGGGAGGUGCACGGGCAGCUGAGGAUCCUCUGGAGACUUCCGCAGGCCACAGCCCAGCGGGAUCGGAGCCUCACUUACCAGUACAAGAUACAGGACAAGAACGUGUCCUUUUUUGCCAAAGGCAUGUCCCCUGCUGUUCUGUAGCCUCUCUUAGGGGCUGCUGAAACUGCCCUGGACAAUCUGUUUUCAAAGGUUCAUGAUAAUCAACAACAUAGGAGUGGAUGUAGACGUGGGAAGCCAGGAGGGGCUGGCUUCUCAGAGUAAGCCGGAAAUGGUGCCUUUGUUUCCCGAGUCCUGCUCAGGAAACACCGCUAGGGAUCUGCUAUCCUGGCCCUGCUGAGAUUCAACACUGCAUGUCAAGCCCUGUGGAAAGGACCCUCAGAUCCUGCCAGCCGUUGGCCCAGUUACUUUUGAUAAGUGCUUCUCAGAGCCAGAGUGGG
Sorex araneus (European shrew) is the source of this 971-nucleotide messenger RNA. RefSeq names its product elongator complex protein 6-like. Gene Ontology annotation, cellular component: elongator holoenzyme complex. The coding region runs from base 1 to 675 and encodes 224 amino acids. Lineage: Eukaryota; Metazoa; Chordata; Mammalia; Eulipotyphla; Soricidae. The record is from RefSeq and is a predicted model, not a curated record. The transcript is spliced from 5 exons. Gene Ontology annotation, biological process: tRNA wobble uridine modification.